Molecule: messenger RNA, 1362 nt
Organism: Sesamum indicum (sesame)
Lineage: Eukaryota; Viridiplantae; Streptophyta; Magnoliopsida; Lamiales; Pedaliaceae
Product: UDP-glucose 4-epimerase GEPI48
Biological process (GO): galactose metabolic process
Cellular component (GO): cytosol
Molecular function (GO): UDP-glucose 4-epimerase activity
Source: RefSeq, a predicted model, not a curated record
UGUGUGUGUGUGUGUGUGAUAGUGUGGAGGGACUGUGAUCGGAGCUUGCUCUAGUUAUUCUUGUAUACGAAAAGAGUCUAUAGCAGCCCAAGAAUCUGAUUUUAGGGUCUUCAUAUCCUGUUCACUGAACGAUGUCGUCGAGCAUACUGGUGACGGGUGGUGCUGGCUACAUUGGAAGUCACACGGUGCUUCAGUUGCUUCUGGGAGGUUACAAGGCCGUGGUGGUGGAUAAUUUGGACAAUUCUUCCGAGAUUGCCGUCAAGAGAGUCCAAGAACUUGCCGGUGAACAUGGUUCAAAUCUCACCUUUCACAAGAUUGAUCUUCGUGACAAACCGGCACUUGAGCAGCUUUUUGCUUCUGAGAAGUUUGAUGCCGUUAUCCAUUUUGCUGGAUUAAAAGCAGUUGGAGAAAGUGUGCAGAAACCCUUGAUGUACUAUGACAAUAACCUUAUUGGUACAAUUGUUUUACUGGAAGUCAUGGCUGCCCAUGGAUGUAAAAAGCUUGUAUUUUCAUCGUCAGCAACUGUUUAUGGUUGGCCGAAGGUGGUACCGUGCACAGAGGAAUCCCCCAUUAGUGCUAUGAAUCCUUAUGGACGGACAAAGCUUUUCAUUGAAGAGAUAUGCCGAGAUAUUUAUCAGUCUGACUCGACAUGGAAAAUAAUAUUGCUGAGGUACUUCAACCCAGUUGGUGCACAUCCUAGUGGCUAUAUUGGUGAAGAUCCUCGUGGAAUCCCAAACAAUCUCAUGCCGUUUGUGCAACAAGUAGCUGUCGGAAGGCGGCCUGCACUUACGGUCUUUGGAACUGACUAUGGAACAAAGGACGGAACCGGGGUACGUGAUUAUAUCCAUGUCGUGGAUUUAGCAGAUGGCCAUAUUGCUGCUGUAAACAAGCUUGCUGAUCCUUCUGUAGGGUGUGAGGUUUACAACCUGGGAACUGGGAAGGGAACAUCUGUACUGGAAAUGGUAGCAGCAUUUGAGAAAGCAUCUGGAAAGAAAAUUCCAUUGGUGACGGCUGGUCGACGACCUGGUGAUGCAGAGAUUGUAUACGCUUCAACAGAUAAAGCCGAGCGUGAAUUGAACUGGAAGGCGAAAUACGGAAUAGACGAGAUGUGCCGAGACCAGUGGAAUUGGGCCAGCAAGAACCCGUAUGGCUAUGAGUCACCGGAAUCGACUAACUAAGUUGGAGCUGCUCCAUGAUUGCCUUUGUACCAAAAAUCUUUGUAAGAGUUUGAUUCAGGCUGAGUUUUCCGGAUUGUAUGAGAAUGAGAGGUCUUUCCUGUCUGGGCUGUUAUCUAGAAUGAUUCAAGAACAUGAGUUGUUUUGAAGAACCUUAAUAAAUUCAAACACACUUGUGCUGUGUAAA